Messenger RNA from Nothobranchius furzeri (turquoise killifish), 3577 nucleotides. RefSeq names its product Sad1 and UNC84 domain containing 2 (gene sun2). Gene Ontology annotation, molecular function: protein-membrane adaptor activity. Gene Ontology annotation, cellular component: meiotic nuclear membrane microtubule tethering complex; nuclear envelope. Lineage: Eukaryota; Metazoa; Chordata; Actinopteri; Cyprinodontiformes; Nothobranchiidae. The record is from RefSeq and is a predicted model, not a curated record.
AGAAAAUGAUUUUUAUAGCACCUCUCCCGAUAAAAAUCACGAGGUGCUUCACAGAAACAAAAAGAAUGAAAAAAUAGCUGUCCAUGACCUCUACAUACCAGCAUCUGUAUCAACAAUAGGAAAACCCAUAGCAGCCUAUCGCUAAUUCCGUGUAGAGCUACUAAAUGCACCCGUUUUAUUAUGAUGUUGUUUUGUUAGUUACUGUAAACAGUGAAGGCAUCACUCCUUCCUCCAGCAACCAAAGCAUCAGACAUUGUGAUGCAUAAUUAUCCGUCCCCCUGCCCAGAUCAACCCAGAUUAUUAGGGUUGGUCAGUUAAAAAACAAACUUGUUUUUGUAGUCCCACUGAGCUCAGUUAUUAGAAAACCGUCUGAGUUGAGCAUCUCUGCACGGGCAGGUCUACCUUUAGAUGCUAAUUUAUUCAAAUAAGUCAUGUGGGAGGGCAUGUUUCUGUGUGCGUGUGUGUGCUGUCCCACAAACUUCCUGUCUGUUGGGUUGAGACUGCCACCGCUUCCCUUUCUGUCAUCAUCUGCCGCUCUUUUUCACUCGGCAUGGUGGUUACGCUGCUGCUGACUCGUGCCAAAAGAAUGACAUCUUAGCUCUGAGCACGUCAUGUCUCGCAGAAGUUCUCGCCUCGUGUCUGGUGGCUACUACCACUCAGAUGAAGAAUCUGACUCGAGCAGUGUGACAAACAUAUCCUACAGAGAAAACCCUGUCAAGGUUUUUAAGAAGUCCAGAACUCGGAAGGCUGGUUCCAGCAGCUCCAGCAGAGCCAGUAGCAAUGCUCGAUCUGCUACCCCUGAGUCCCCUCUUACCGCAGGUGUGAGUCCACUAAGUAAUCCCGCUCAGCCCACCAUGAGGACAGUACCUUACAGCCCCUCCGUGGUCACCCCUCGUCCGGCCCUGACACCGUCAUGCUCCCGCGGUCAGACGCCCACACGAUGCUCCUCAGUAACCCCAGCGAGAAGUCCCAGUGCUGGCCUCUGCAGCUCCAAUACUCCAGCUUUACACUGCAGAGCCGACCACAAGGAGAAGAGUCAAAGUGGCGUGGACAGCUCGGGGUACUCGUCGUCUGAGGACCCGUACGGGAAGCCUUUACCAGUCACCAGCAGAAUCGGCAGCGGGGCUCCCAGUGUCAGCUACAGGAGCAGGCUCAGCAGUGCCUUUAAUCGUCUGACGGAUUCCACCACUCUAAUGGCUGCUGUAGCUCAUUCAAAGAUUCUUCACCUGACAUCUUCAGUCAACACCUCCCUCAGCAGUCGGACGAAGAAGGCUUGUGGCCUCGUUCUCCUCCUCAUCAUCAUCGUACUUUUAUGCAUUUGGUUCCUCCUUCCUUUGUUCACCUAUUUCAUCUCCUGCAUGACAAAGACUCCAUCCCAGAUGAAACCAGAGAGUCCUGUCCUCUCCGCCAGCUUUCCUCCUCAAUCCCACCUCCCUCAUGCACCUGUGGUGGAUCCUGCUGUUAUUUCUGCAGCUGUGGAAGAAAAGAUGAAAUAUUUUCUGAUGGAGCUUCAGCUGAAGCAGGAACAGCUUCUCUCUCAGAUGAAAGGCAGACAAGAGCUGGACCUGCAGGUUAUGAGAGCCAAGCUGGAGGCGGUGGAAUCUGACAUUCAGCGUCAUCUGAAGCAGGAGGUUUCUGGGCUGGGCCGGCAGAUAGCAGAUUAUCAGACAGACAGCCGCUCCACAGCUGCCAGUCUCACUCUCAAAAUCCAAACUCUGGAGGCUCAGAACACCAAGCUGUCUCAGGAGGUUGCAUCCAUCCAGCUGAUGCCUCCUCCACUGCCCUGUCCUGACUCUAGCACGGCCCUGGUUCAGGACCGUCUCACCCCAGAGCUCCAACAGGCCCUGGAGAAGUGGUUCACUGACCGCAUCAAGGAGCAGGACGCCAUCGGGCUUGGCGACAGAGGAAGUUGCGCCGAGUGCCGACGCCCAAUAGCAGACAAAAUGGCGGACUUUGCUCUGGAGACUCAAGGUGCCAGUGUUGUCAGCACCAGGUGUUCCGAGACGUAUCGAACCCGUUCAGCUUGUGUGACCCUUUUUGGUUUCCCGCUCUGGUAUCCCUCUGAAAGUCCACGCACCGUCAUCCAGGGUCAUCCGGUCCUGCUUCCAGGAAAAUGUUGGGCGUUCCACGGCGUCCAGGGCACGCUCGUCAUCUCCCUGUCACACCCCGUCCGGAUAAGUCAUGUGACUCUGGACCACCUGCCUCGCUACAACUCCCCCACCGGCCGCAUCGACUCCGCUCCCAAAGACUUUGAGGUCUAUGGAAUGAAAAAUGACACCGAAGAAGGAACGCUGCUGGGGUCGUUCACCUACGAUGAGAACGGAGAUCCGACUCAGACAUUUGAGCUGCUUAAAGCGAGCGAUGUGGUGUAUCGGUUUGUGGAGUUGCGAGUUCUCAGUAACUGGGGCCACGUCGAGUACACGUGUGUUUACCGCUUCCGUGUUCAUGGGAAGAUGGCCUCAACUUGAGCGUGCUUGCACACGCCGUUCAAACAUCAAGGCUGGUGGUGCGUUCAAGACCAAAUGCUACUGAAAAGUGGCCAAAUGUUGACUAACGUCCAUCCUGUGACACAGCUGCAUAAACAGGCUUCUGUGUUUCUGCUGAUCACAAACAUCGGUGUUAAAAUGACAGAGGGGCUUUUUGUGCCGUGCACAUUUGGCUUUUAAUCGCUGCAGAAUAAAAUAUCAACUAAAAUGUCCACCUAUGGAUGCUUAAAAUUAUGAGCGUGCCACUUGAAAUGUUUUAAUAUUUUGUUAUGAUAUAAAAAUUUUUACUUAUGGGUAUUUUUUUCCUUGUGAAGAUAAUAAAAUCGCCCAUGAUCCGGCCUUCUCAGCAGCACUUUUAUCUAGCUUUAUUUCUACUGAAGCUUCAGGGAUUUAAAACAACAGCUGGUUGUUUCAGUUUCUCUCAGUUUUUUCACCUUAUAAGUAAUAAGGUGAGACGAAUGUUACUCACAUGUUCCGUCUACUCUGGGUAACUGAAAAUAAAAUCUGCGUGAGAUUUGCGUAAUGUUUUUGAUGCAAUUUAGUCCCAAGUUGUCUGACUUGUAGCUUCAUUUGUUCACAGUUUACCCAAAUCAGCAUUUUUCUCCUUUCUAGAAAAUCAGAUUCUCGUUGUUUUUGUUCGUCUUCCAUCAAAAACAACUCCGUAACUUCGGCUGAUUCUCAAAGUUGUCUCCAUUUCCUCCCACUUUAUGAGUCAUAAAAACCAGAUUCCUGCAAUGACUUUGAGAUAUUUUAGUACAAUUUGCAGCUCAUGGGAAAAACAUUAAGAAUUAUUCAAAACAUUUAGGAAAGUCCCAUGCAAAUGUUCCAAUUUGCUGCAGCUCAGAGAUACUGACUUUUAAAGUCUUGGUUUAAAAUAAAUGAUCUGGACUUGAUAACUAAUGUUACACUCUCUCCUAUAAGACCCCGGGUUUAUUUGGUGUGAUUUCUUUCCAGGUGAAACUCAAAAAAUUAGAAUAUCAUCCUGGAAGUUCAUUUAUUUCAGUUAAAGAGGGCCAACUUAUGUCCCGGGUUCAAAGAAAGAAAGAAAGAAAGAAAGAAAGAAAGAAAGAAGGAAGGAAGGAAGGAAGGAA